AUGCAGCACUCGCAUGACACCGAGAAGGGGUCGAGCUUCGAGCAAGAGCGGCAUCAGAGUACGUGUCCACACCCUUUCCACCGGCCGCUGAGAAGGAAGGCGCUGACAGUGCGGGUUUCCGCCUCUGGUUUGGGUCUCGUCGUGCCGGAUUCGACCUUUCAUCCUGCCCUCAUUUUUCGUUGUUCUCACCCACCAUGGUACGCUCGAACAGUCGAAGAAGUCGCCCUUGCAGGCCAUGCAGCGACCGACAUCCAUGGCCACUCGCUGGUCGUGAUCGACGAGAAAGCCGAAGCGGCCCUUCGGUGGAAGAUCGACCUCCGAAUCCUGCCGACGAUUGCAUUGCUGUAUCUGUUCUGGUGAGCUUGCAACCGCCGUACGAGAUCGAGAUUGUUCAGAUGGACCGCUGAUUCAGCGCAUCUAGCUUCAUUGAUCGCGCCAACAUUGGAAAGUAAGUCUAAGGACACAAUAAAGGGCUCUCGAAUCGUAGGUAGGCUUGCUGACAUCGAUCUUUUCGGCAGUGCUCGCCUCGCUGGUCUCGAGAAGGAUCUCAAACUGACGGGAAAGUAUGACUAUAAUAUCCUGUUGACCGCUUUCUACGUCGCCUACGUGGUCUUUGAAAUCCCAUGCAACUACAUCUGCAAGAUCGUCGGCCCUGGCAAGUUCAUCCCCGUUUUGUCAUUCUGUUUCGGACUUUUCUCCUUUGCGAUGGUGAGUGGCAGGUCAGGGCUUUCUGCAAUGCACACACGCACACGUUGUACUAAGUCGUCCUAUCGUGGGAUACCUACCGGCAGGCGUUUGUAAAGACGUUCGGUGCAGGUAUCGCUGUUCGCUUUCUACUGGGUGUCGCUGAAGCCGGAGUGUUUCCCGGUAAGUGUCCCGAGUCUCCAGCACUGAAUGGCAAAAGUGAAGGUUCUCCGCCGGUGCUAUGCUGACGUCUUUGCGCCUACGUCUCUCUGAAACUCAAUCUAGGUAUGGCGUUAUAUCUCUCUCGAUGGUAUCGCAAGGACGAACUUGGCUUCCGCUUGGCGCUGUACAUCGUCUGCGCUCCACUCGCUGGCGCAUUCGGUGGGCUGCUCGCCUCUGGGCUUUUGAAGGCACCCUCGUUCGGCAUGAUCCACACGUGGCGAAUGAUUUUCUUUGCUGUGAGUGCCGGUCAUGCGAAUUGAACGAUCGAGAGGCCGCCAUACUUACACUGCCAUGGGAUAUCGUGUUCUAGGAGGGUAUCAUUACGAUGGGCAUCGCCGUAAUCUCCUAUCCCCUCCUGACUGAUCGACCUGAGACUGCGAAGGUAAAUAACUCUCUUCCAAUCAGCCUGGGCGUCCACAGGGAGGAAGAACAAAUAAUCUGACUCUUCUUUUGUGUUUGAUGCAUCGCAGUGGCUCUCUGCCGAAGAGAAGGCACUAUGCGCCGCUCGAACAAAGAGCGAGAACGUGGGAUCAGUCGUCGUCGUCGACGCAGUCAAGUCCAACGUAUUCAUGUCCGGCAUGUUCAAUGUGAACUCUUUGGUGAUUGCCUUAAUCUUCUUGUUGGACAACAUCACCGUGCAAGGCCUAGGCUUCUUCCUUCCUUCUAUCGUCAAGACCAUCUUCCCCCGCAAAACGACCAUCGAACUACAGCUUCAUACGACACCGCCCUACAUUGUCGGUGCCGUUGUCUCGUUGGUGCUGCCGUAUCUGUCGUGGAAGACGGGCCGUCGCGCACUCUGGAUGUCCGUUUCGGCCCCUCUGAUGAUGAUCGGAUACGCCAUGUUCGUGGCCUCGACCAACCCCCACGUCCGCUACGCCGCCUGUUUCUUAAUCGCAUCGGGCGCGUUCUCGUUCGGACCCUUUUGCAACACGUGGGCAGCUAUCAACACUACUUCCGAUACUGCUCGAGCUGGUGCGAUCGCCAUCACGGUCUUCGGGGGUAAUCUCGGAGGUCUGGUCGCAACUUGGAGCUACCUGUCACAGUCAGUUUCAUUUCCGCGCUUGUAUCAUCCCCAAUCGCGUUCUGGCUGACGCGUUAGACCGACUCAUACGUCGUGCAGAUACGCCCCGAACCAAAUACCUGGCAACAGUCUCAAUUUGGCCACGUCGUCCGCGAUUUUAUUGCUCACACUCGGCCUCUGGGCUUGGCAGAAGCGCGAAAACAAGCGCCGCGACGAAGGUCGAAUGGACCACGUCCUGGAAGGCAAGUCCGAUGACGAAAUCGCCAUGCUCGGUCAACACCACCCAGGCUUCCGCUACCGUCACUGA
This is a messenger RNA of Microbotryum saponariae, 2234 nucleotides long. Lineage: Eukaryota; Fungi; Basidiomycota; Microbotryomycetes; Microbotryales; Microbotryaceae. The record is from the annotation of a GenBank genome assembly.